CCUCACUUUUCUGCUUGCACUGCCCUUCCUCCCGAUCCCGGCUUUGAAGCUUUUUGUUUUCGCCGGCCGCUGCGAUGGCAGGAAACUUCCCGGAGAGAUGGGCUGAGGCCAGGCUUGCGCUGCGCUGGGCUCCGCAGGGCACCGGCCACGCCGGGAGUUUAUUUGGAAAGGGAAUACUUUGCUGAAGAGAACAGCACAAGAUGACUUAUGAUUCCUGCUCUUCAUGGGAGCCCAUCUGGAUUGUCCCUGCAGAACGCUACAGCUUCCUUCCCUCUUCAGUGUUCUUGGCUUGUGGGGUCAUAAACCUCAGUGGAACUUUGGAUGGAAAUAUUGACAUGAAUUUAAGAACUUUGAUGCUUUCAGACAUUGAAUUUUGAUUUGUUAAAUGACCAGGAAUAAGAUACUGCCCGGACAACAUGAAAUGCCUUGUAGACCUUUGGUUGUGCUUUCAUUUCUCCUGAAGCAAUGGUUUUCUCAGCAAUGUUGACGCUGGCCCACUCUGGGACCUCAAAUGCUACUUUUAUUGUUUAUGAAAAUGCCUACAUGAAUUUUACCACUCCCCAGUUCUUGCUUCGCAGUGGCACAACACAGCCAUUGAGAUACAGUUCAGGUGCCGUGCUCACCACUGAGAGAAGUACUGUUCUGGUAAACACUACAGCUGUCCUACCAUCUCAAGAAGUUUUCAAGAGCUUGAGUUUGCCACUCCAGAUCAUUCUUUCUGCUGCUAUGAUAUUUAUCCUAGUGGUUUCUUUCCUUGGAAACUUUGUUGUCUGCCUCAUGGUGUACCAGAAGGCAGCUAUGAGAUCUGCAAUUAACAUCCUCUUAGCAAGCCUGGCUUUUGCAGACAUGCUGCUGGCAGUGCUGAACAUGCCUUUUGCUCUGAUAACAAUCAUUACCACUCAGUGGAUUUUCGGGGAUAUAUUUUGCAGAGUCUCUGCCAUGUUCUUCUGGCUUUUUGUCAUAGAGGGGGUAGCCAUUCUUCUUAUUAUUAGUAUCGACCGAUUUCUUAUCAUAGUUCAGAGGCAAGAUAAACUGAAUCCUCAUCGUGCAAAGAUUCUCAUUGUGAUAUCCUGGGCGGCAUCCUUUGUUGUUGCUUUUCCGUUAUCAGUAGGGAAUCCUAAUCUGCAGAUACCCUCAAGAGCACCUCAGUGUGUUUUUGGCUACUCUUCAAGCCCAGGUUACCGAGCCUACGUGAUAGUUAUCAUGCUAAUUUCUUUUUUUAUUCCAUUCCUGGUAAUGCUGUAUUCUUUUAUGGGCAUACUCAACACUGUCCGCCACAAUGCAGUUCGUAUCCAUAGCCACCCUGAUAGCAUAUGUCUCAGCCAGGCCAGCAAGCUUGGUCUCAUGAGCUUACAGAGACCUUUUCAGAUGAAUAUUGAUAUGAGCUUUAAAACUCGUGCCUUCACAACCAUCUUGAUUUUGUUCCUUGUCUUCAUAGUCUGUUGGGCACCCUUCACCACUUACAGCCUUAUUGCCACAUUCAACAGCCACUUCUACUACAAGCACAACUUUUUUGAGAUAAGCACUUGGCUCCUUUGGCUCUGCUACCUCAAGUCUGCACUGAACCCACUGAUUUACUACUGGAGGAUUAAGAAGUUUCACGAUGCAUGCUUGGACUUGAUGCCCAAAUACUUCAAGUUUCUGCCACAGCUACCUGGCCAUACAAGGCGGCGUAUUCGACCCAGCGCCAUCUAUGUGUGUGGGGAGCAUCGGUCCGUAGUUUGAAGCUGUGGUUGUUUGACAGUGAUUGUUGUUUUCUGGGAUUAUUUGUUGACUUAAGGUUGAAUUUAGUUUUAUUUAAUAUGGCUUCUUCAGUGUGGCCAUAUCUUACAACUUGAUAAAAUUUUCCAGUACUCUGUGCAAUUUUGGGAGGAAAGAUAGAGGGAGGGAAAGUGAUCGGUUAUAGUUGGGUUUACUAACCACAAUACAAUGUAAACAAAAUAACAAAUGUUACCUCUAGGAUUCCAUGGAAAUCCAUUCUUUUAAACAAAAAACACAUUUCUAACGUUUUGUCAGGUUUAUGCUUACUAGGCCUGCAAUUGCAUCUAAUUGUAGGGACUUUUUAUGCUGCUAAGAUACAGUAUAUUUAGUUGGUGUAAUUUUUCUGAAAAAUGUUGCUGCUGUCUGCCAAUAUAGUAGAGCCAAAAAGUCUCAUUAGAUGACUUCUAUUUAAUUGUAACAAUAUUUCGGAAGUUUUCAUGGUGACACUAGAAAACUUUUUUUUUUAAUAUUUCCAUUAGUAUUUUUGUGCACUUUACAAAAUAUAAUGUAGAAUUUGCUAAUUGGAAGAUUUCAUUCUGUAUCAAAGGGGUAUCAUUAUUAUUAUUAUUGUUAUUAUUAUUACUAUCAUUAUUAUUAUUAUUCUUUGUGAUAUGAGUGAAUUGCAGUGAAAAGACCCAUAUAAGGUCUAGGAAGACAGUUUAUGUUGGUAUAGUUACAUGCUCAGUCAUAGAUUUGCUGUUUUUCUAACAACUGAUCAAAACCUAACUGCUCAGUUAUCAGGGGAGUAGGUGGAAGGAGAAAAUGGAAGAAUGAAGGGAAAAAGAAGCAAUGAAAAUACCAUGUCCUGAGGUUUAGGUUAACACAAGACUUAAAAAACUAGAGUUCAUAUGAAAAUCAUCAGAGGGGGAAAGGCUGGCCGUAGUUGUUUACUUGAGGUUGUUAUAAGCUAUCCAAACCUAAUGAAUGGUAUGCCUGAAAACCUGUCUGAAAUUGUGACUUUGGGUCUACAAUUUGCAGUGUGUUGGUACAAAUGCUGUUUCUGCUUGGAGCUCCUGUAGAGCUCAGUGUGCUCUACGCUGCUGAAAUCCUGCUGGCAGGCCUUCAUUGGAAUAAGAUUAGGAAUAGUAGGGUAAACCAGCAAACAAAUAGCACAUGAACCAUAAUGGAGGCUAGGACUUAUUCUAUAUAGCGAUGUAUGGGAAAAACAUCCUCAACUUGCUUGUUUUCAUUUGAAGUAUUAGCCUGAAUGCAUAAACUAAUAAUGAAUAACAGUUGGCCCACAGAGUUUCCCAGGGAUGUAAGCUAAAUUCCCCUUUUCUCUCCAAUACUACUUUACACUGAUUUGUCAUUGCCCCUUUUCCUCUGUAGUGCCUGCUGCCUCAAAGGUUUUCUCUGCUGUUAGGCAGAAGCUUCCCUCUCUGAAAUGCCAAACCACUUUUCAGAUUAAUAUCAGGCUGUCUUGGUACAUGCUGGGAAAGCAGAAAGGCAAAGGUUUUCCUUGAUGAUAGCAAUCCAGACUCAGUUAUUUUAUUUUAUUUUUAAUUGGCUAAAUAAGUCUUUAAUGUGAGGUAAGUGAAAUUAAGACUCAGCCUUGGGCUUUAAAGUGAGAUCCUGAAUUACUCUGAGACUGGGGAGGAAUCGUAGAGUAGCUCACACAUGGACAUGUCCAGGUGGGUUUUGAAAGUCUCCAGAGAAGGAGACUCCGUAACCUCUCUGGGCAGCCUGUUCCAGUGCUCUGUCAGCCUCACAGUGAAAAAGUGUUUCCUUAUGUUUAUGUGGAACUUCUUAUGCUCCAGCUUUCACCCAUUGCCCCUUGUCCUGUCAUUGGACAUCACUGAGAAGAGCCUGUCUCUGUCCUCCUGACACUCACCCUUUACAUAUUUUUAAACAUUGAUGAGGUCACCCCUCAGUUUCCUCUUCUCCAAGCUAAAGAGACCCAUCUCCCUCAACUUUUCCCCAUAAGGGAGAUGUUCCACUCCCUUAGUCAUCUUUGUGGCUUUGUGCUGGACUCUUCAAGCAGUUCCCUGUCCUUGAACUGAGAGGCCCAGAACUGGACACAAUAUUCCAGAUGCAGCCUCACCAAGGCAGAAUAGGGGGGGGGGGAGAACCUCUCUUGACCUACUAACCACACCAUGCCAGUGCUUCCUUCCAUGAUCUCUUCUUCCACUUGAGUUUGCCCAGAAGUUCUCUCUUUAACCAUGCGGGUCUCCUGGCUCUCUUUCUUGAUUUGCUACCCAUUGGGAUGCUCUGAUCUUGAGCUUGGAAGAAGUAGUCCUUGAAUGCUAAUGAACUAUCUCGGGCCCCUUUACCUUCUAGUACCGUGUCCCAUUGGAUUUCCCCUAGCAAUUGCCUGAAAAGGCUGAAGUUGGCCCUGCUGAAUUUGUGCAUCCUUGCAGUGAGCUUUUUGGGGCUGUCUGUGACUAAGUACAGGAGGAUUAAUGUACAACAAACUUAUCAACCAGGGCUAGGGUUUGGGCAUUUCUUGCUUCCAUCUCUCUUUCAGUACCCCAAACGACAGGGACCUCUUCAUUGUUGUACCUGAGGAGCAAAUAAUAGCAAUUUUAUCUAUUUCUACCUGUCCACACAGAAUGUAUAUGUGUGAAGGAAAUGCCCUGUACUGUGUGGGUGCCCAGGGUCUGCUUGUUUCCUAAACAUUUACACCCCAGAUUUUAUUUAGACCUUCAGCUAAGAAAGAAAUUAACACUUAUUUCUGUUCUUCUCAUGGACAGCUCUCAGUAAAAGUGUUGGCAAGAUUUAAAUUUUAGGGGUAUAAAAGGAACAAUUUUGAAUGUAGUAAUCUCAUUGUUUUUAAAAAAAGAGUUGCUGAUGUGGUGGGUUACAAUUAAAGGCACCCAGGGAGUGACAGUGUUAUGGGUAUCCAUGCUUUCCAUUCGUUGUCAACUUCACUGAUGGUGGUAUGGAAUCUUGUGAUCAAAAUGAGAGGCUGUAGAGUUCCACUGUAAAGCAGAGUCUUUUAGUGUGUGUUUGCAGUGUAGCUUUUCCUUCUCAAUUACAUUUAAAUUGAUAGCAGAAUUUUAUGACCUAGUUAGUAUGGAUUUUCUGUUUCAGAGCUGUCAUGCCUGUUUACCUCUGAAAGCAGCAAAAUUGUGCUUAGAGUUAAUGUAGUAGUGUGAAAGAGCAUACACUGUCGAAGAUGGCAAGAACAGGUGUUUUUCCUGUCUUCCAGAGCUAUAAUGCAAGAGGUUUGAAUGAAUGUCAUAAAACAUGAUAAUUCAAGAAGGGAAGAGGAUGAGUAAUACAGGAAAGUUAAUGUAAUUGCUUUCUUGAAUGGGGGGGAGGGAAACAUUUUGUGGGAAUUUCAUAAUCUCUGACAAGUCCUGUCUGUGAAGUAGAAAUUUCAAACAUUGAAGUAAGUUAAUUUGUCUUGGUAAUUUAGUAUUUGUUUACACUGACCAUAACAGGGUUUCUGCUCAGAGUUGGGUCUGCUGUUACUUGUGGAAAAGAAACCUGAAUUGUGUGGCCUAAAAUCAGAGGUGACUUACACAGUGAUACAGUAUUCACACUUAACAGGCUUUAGAGGUGAUCAAAGCAUACAGUGAACAAAAGUGUGUUCAAAAAAAGAAACAAGGUGGCACAGAGGUAUCCCCAGGGUGAUUAUAUGUUUACAGAACCAUUUGGGCUAUUAUAUCUAAUAUACUGUCUUUAGAGCAGUGCCUUGAUAAUUACUGCUGAAGUCCUAGGACCAAGUUGAAGACCACUAAGCUGCUCAGUCUUGCUGUCUAUGAUCCUAUGACUAUCAGCAUAACCUUGCUAACAUCUGUAAUAUUAAAAGACAUGUUGGCAGGAUUUGGGCUACUGAGUCAUUUUAGUGGGCUUGACCAAGACCAAGGAUUUUAAAAACUGAAAUUGAUCCUUCUUGAUUCUACAGGGGAAUUACGAUUUGCUUCCUCUCCAGAAAUGAUGCUUAUUACUAAACUGUAUUCUCUUAUUCUCUCUGUUACAUUUUCAGAAAUCUUUGGUAUGGAGGUUUGAAAUGAAUGUAUUUUGAAUUAUGUUGCAGUUCAUUCUGUCAAAGCAUGCUGCUUACACAAGUCUCAUUUGUACAAAUCUAUUGCUAAAUGAUUCUUUUGUACUCAAAGUUGUGUAUUUUUGACAUUUCUUGUUACUUAUGUAAAAAUAUUUAUGUAUAUAGAGAAGAAAAUUGUUUUGCCUCUUA
Messenger RNA from Apus apus (common swift), 5899 nucleotides. RefSeq names its product G protein-coupled receptor 63 (gene GPR63). The transcript has 4 exons. Gene Ontology annotation, molecular function: G protein-coupled receptor activity. The coding region runs from base 466 to 1725 and encodes 419 amino acids. Lineage: Eukaryota; Metazoa; Chordata; Aves; Apodiformes; Apodidae. Gene Ontology annotation, cellular component: membrane. Gene Ontology annotation, biological process: G protein-coupled receptor signaling pathway. The record is from RefSeq and is a predicted model, not a curated record.